ACUACAUUACCCAUAGAGAGUCCAGACGUAACAGAGUUUUAGAGACACCUGUGAAGAAAAUUUCACGAAGUUCAAGAGUAAAUCCAGCUCAAGUGCCGACAGACGCAGCUAUGACUGAGGGAACGCACCUGCGGAGGCGAGGGGGGCCUUACAGGACGGAGCCCGUCACUGACCUCAGCCGCUGGAGGCUGACCAAUGUGGAGGGCAGGCAGAGCUGGCAGUAUGUGGAGGACCAGGACGCCCUGGACAGAGAGCAGAGCAUGCUGGAAGCACACUCACUUGGCCUGGACACCAGCAAGUUUGUGCCUGACUGUCCAGCUGCCCACACCUCUGUGGAUGCUGCUAUGAAGGGGAUGCACUUCUACAGUCGUCUGCAGGCCGAGGACGGCCACUGGGCAGGGGACUAUGGUGGACCUCUCUUCCUGCUCCCAGGUCUCCUUAUCACUUGCCAUGUGGCUAAGAUCCCUCUGCCUGAUCCCUGGAAGAAGGAGAUGGUGAGAUACCUGCGCUCGGUUCAGCUGCCAGAUGGAGGCUGGGGUCUACAUACUGAAGACAAGUCAACUGUGUUUGGCACCUCAUUGAGCUACACCUCGCUGAGGAUCCUGGGAGUGGAUCCUGAUGACCCUGAUAUGGUUCGUGCCAGGAACAACCUCCACAGCAAAGGUGGCGCCGUUGGAAUUCCAUCAUGGGGAAAAUUCUGGUUGGCUAUUUUAAAUGUCUACAGCUGGGAGGGAAUGAACACUUUACUACCAGAGAUGUGGCUGUUUCCCUCCUGGAUGCCGGCCCACCCAUCUACCUUAUGGUGUCACUGUCGCCAGGUCUACCUUCCCAUGAGCUACUGUUACGCUGUCAGACUGACUGCAGAGGAGGACUCGCUGGUUCUCAGCCUCAGACAGGAGCUGUAUGUCCAGGACUAUGCAACCAUUAACUGGCCUGCUCAGAGGAACAAUGUGGCAGCAUGUGACAUGUACACACCCCACAGCACACUGCUCACAAUCGCUUACAUGGUGUUGAACGUCUAUGAAGCUCACCACAGCGCCACACUGAGGGGAAAAGCUGUGAAAGAGCUGUACGAGCACAUCCAGGCUGAUGACCGAUUCACCAAAUGUAUCAGCAUUGGACCGAUUUCCAAGACUAUCAACAUGUUGGUUCGUUGGUAUGUGGAUGGCCCCGCCUCUCCAGCUUUUCAGGAGCAUGUGUCCAGAAUCCCAGACUACCUCUGGUUAGGGUUGGAUGGCAUGAAAAUGCAGGGAACAAAUGGAUCCCAGCUGUGGGACACGAGCUUUGCUGUUCAGGCUUUACUUGAGGCAGGGGCCCAGAAUGACUCCAGACUGGCCGAGUGUCUUCGUAAUGCCUAUCACUUUCUGACCAUCACACAGAUACCCGAGAAUCCUCCUGAAUAUCAGAAAUACUACAGGCAGAUGAACAAGGGAGGCUUCCCCUUCAGUACCCGCGACUGUGGAUGGAUCGUGGCUGACUGCACAGCCGAGGGCCUGAAGUCAGUGAUGCUGCUGGAGGAGCUCUGUCCCUCCAUCAAGGAGCCCGUCAGCUCGGAGCGACUGCAUGAUGCCGUCAACGUGCUGCUGAGCAUGAGAAAUGCAGACGGUGGAUUUGCUACCUAUGAAACAAAGAGAGGAGGGAAACUCUUGGAGCUGCUGAACCCAUCCGAGGUGUUCGGUGACAUCAUGAUAGAUUAUACGUAUGUGGAGUGUACCUCAGCAGUAAUGCAGGCUCUGAAACACUUCCAGAAGGCCUUCCCCGAUCACCGUGAGGAGGAGAUAGGUUCAACUCUGAGAGAAGGUCUGGAGUACUGCAGGAGGGUGCAGAGGGCUGAUGGAUCCUGGGAGGGGUCCUGGGGAGUGUGUUUCACAUAUGGAACAUGGUUCGGCCUUGAAGCGUUUGCUUGCAUGGGUCGUAUGUAUGAGAACGAGGGUGUGUGUGAAGAGGUGCAGAAAGCUUGUCAGUUCCUGCUGGACCGGCAAAUGUCGGAUGGAGGGUGGGGGGAGGACUUUGAGUCCUGCGAGCAGCGGCGCUACGUCCAGAGCUGCACCGCUCAGAUCCACAACACCUGCUGGGCUUUGUUAGGGCUCAUGGCCGCCAGACAUCCUGACAAACAAGCCAUUGAGAGAGGAGUUCAGUUGUUGAUUGACAAGCAGCUGCCCAGUGGAGACUGGCCACAGGAGAACAUUGCUGGUGUGUUCAACAAGAGCUGUGCCAUCAGUUACACCUCCUACAGAAAUGUCUUCCCAAUCUGGACCCUCGGCCGGUUCUCACGGCUUUACCCCACUAGUCUGCUGGCUGGGAAAGUGAAGCUAUGACGGAACAGUAUCAGUUUAUACUCCAGGAUGGGAAAAUGAGACACACAGGCAGCCACUCAGACAGUAAAGGGACAGAAUUGUUUGGGUUUAAAAAAUAAAAAGAAACAAUGUGAAUCUUGAACACUUCAGAUGUUUCCAAAGUUGAAUCCAUCAAACAAUUUAAGAGAUUUCCAAAUGUCUUAAACAGCCUUUUUAACAUUCCAGUAUGACUUGAUUCUGCUUUUGAAUAUUCUGUUUUAUCAAGUGUGAAGCCACAAUGAUGCCCAUACAACCACAUAUCUUAUAUUUGCACUUAGUAUCCAUAUCAUGUAAGUAUUUGUUCUGUUGUGCUGAUCUUAAUGACUCUUCAGUAAAUGUACUCCUGGCUCGCCUCAUGUGGUUUUGUUCUAUAAACAUCAAAUGCCUUGGAUGUCACUGUGGCUAUCUGACGUGAUUCUAGUCAACAAGCAUUGUUAACUGUAUUGAUCAGGCCAGUUUCUAAUUGUAAAUACGACACAGAACGAUGCUGCUGGAACAGGACAAAUAUUUCGAAACCCUCUGGUCCACUGAUGUCAUGUUUUAGCUUGCACGUUUCUGAGGAAGUUCUUACACUUGCACACUGCAGCCCCCAUUUGUGUUGACUCUCCUGUUUGCUUCAGCUGUCCUUCAUGCAGCAAUCUCCGAAGUAGUGGAAGUAGAAAGAAUUCAAACCUGCAACCUUUAAACUGCAAGUCAGCUUCUGUAAUUUGAAGCAGAGUAACAGAAGUUACAGAAGUUACAGAAGUUGAAGCCUACUGUAUAUCAUCUCUGAUUUGAUGCAAAAAAGGUUUAUUACAAAGACUUGGAAUGAGAUACUCAACAUUGCAAAAACUUACUGCAUGUUGAAUUGUGUACAAUAUAUAUAAAAAUGCUUUCUUGAUUGAACCGACA
Messenger RNA from Cololabis saira (Pacific saury), 3227 nucleotides. RefSeq names its product lanosterol synthase (2,3-oxidosqualene-lanosterol cyclase) (gene lss). Bases 111 to 2318 code for a protein of 735 amino acids. Gene Ontology annotation, cellular component: lipid droplet. The record is from RefSeq and is a predicted model, not a curated record. Gene Ontology annotation, biological process: cholesterol biosynthetic process; triterpenoid biosynthetic process. NCBI's taxonomy places the organism in Eukaryota, Metazoa, Chordata, Actinopteri, Beloniformes, Belonidae. The transcript has 22 exons. Gene Ontology annotation, molecular function: lanosterol synthase activity.